AUGGCGUCAUUUUCCAGUCUUCGGUACUUGGGACGGAUGGAUCCCAAAUCUCUAGGUCCAGUGUGGACUGUCAUCUUCUACGGCGUCCCCACGGUCAACGUUGCCAUCCAUCUCGCCUGGCUGCUUGUCCUUCACCCUGCAUUUGCCUCAUUAUGGCUUCCAUUCAACCGUAGACGCCUAUCCGACUUUUUACACAAAAACUUCAUGCUUAGACCAUACAACCUCCACCCACUUACCCUUAUCACAUCCGCUUUCAGUCACAUUCAGCCGUUGCAUCUGUUCGUCAACCUGUCUACAUACAACACAUACGCCGAGAACCUCUACAUGCUGGGAAUAUCGCCUCUUAGAUUCGCCAUUCUCGCACUAGGAAGCGGCAUUGCGGCCAGCAUGACCUACGUCCUCAACGCACGCCGUCCACGUACGAGGAAAAGCAACUCGGGGAGCACGGCUGUCGGGGCAAGCGGCAUUCUGACUGGCCUUGGAACGGCGCUGGCUGUUAUGUUUCCCACGAUGAAAGUCCGUCUUUCUGGAACAGAAGUGGUGCUGCCCCUACGCACCGUCCUUGUGGGUAUGUUUGCCUUGGACGCCAUCUGCCUCGGCAUCGAGAGUGAAACUGGCGUGGGACAUGCUGGACAUCUAGGUGGCGCGCUCUUUGGUUUAGCAUACGCUAUGGUGAGGAAGUCUAUGAGGUGUUGGAACCCAUGA
Messenger RNA from Colletotrichum truncatum, 705 nucleotides. RefSeq names its product rhomboid family protein. Gene Ontology annotation, cellular component: membrane. Gene Ontology annotation, molecular function: serine-type endopeptidase activity. The record is from RefSeq and is a predicted model, not a curated record. Lineage: Eukaryota; Fungi; Ascomycota; Sordariomycetes; Glomerellales; Glomerellaceae.